AUGUGGCGUGUUCCAAACGGUCAUUUGGCUCUGUGCCUCGCUGCUGUCAUUCUCCAGUCAUUGGCACUAAACCUGAUUGCACGUGUGAAGACGCUUGAUUCGGUUGUUCGUUCUUCGAGCACACUGUACGAGAUUUCCUACCAUAUUACCCGUCCUCAUAGCAUCCUGCUCAUCCGCUAUUUACCCUUGACCCUUUCACAGCUACGCCGCAUCGAAUAUGUGCAUUCCAAGCAUUUAAUCUACCGGGACGUGAAACCGGAAAACUUCCUCAUCGGUCGGCAGUACUACAAUCGGCAUCGAACCAUCUACAUCAUUGAUUUCGGACUGGCCAAAGAAUAUAUCGACCCAGAGACCGGGAAACACAUCCGAUAUCGGGAACACAAAAGUCUGACAGGCACAGCACGUUAUAUGAGCAUCAAUACACAUUUGGGAAAAGAACAAUCCAGACGCGAUGAUCUCGAGGCCCUCGGACACAUGUUCCUUUAUUUCCUUCGUGGCAGUCUUCCAUGGCAAGGAUUGAAGGCAGAGAACCUGCGUGACCGGUACCAGAAGAUUGGCGAUACGAAAAGGGCCACACCAAUCGAUGUGCUAUGUCACGGCUAUCCAGAGAUGGCUGCUUACUUGCGGUAUGUCCGGAGUUUGGACUUUUUCGAAGAACCCAACUACGAAUACCUUCGGCUUAUUUUCACCGACCUAAUGCAACGAAAAGGUUGGGAAUGCGACUGGGAAUUCGACUGGUGUCACAGGCCCCUCCCCGGUGCAAAGGUUUCUUUUUCAUUCUCUUACGAACAUCAAUGCCUGUGUAUGCCCUACAUUUCACGUCAACAGUCCUCAUCCAGUCAGCACGCCACAACCGGUAACCCUCCCGGCGUUGCUGCACCAGUCACCAGUGGUGGCCCAAAUAUCGCCCCUCAGAAUACAACUGGGCUCCUCUCACCUACUCAUUUGAAUGGCGAGCACAAUGCUUUGAGUAGCACAGCUAACGAUUUGGCUGGCGCUGGGCCUACCGAUGCACCCCUUCUUGGUCCUCUUAGUGGGGGCGCCGUCGGGCAGUAUUGGACCUCAUCUACGGCGCCGACCACCACCAGCCCUGGUGUUGGUUUUCCAAACGACGAUAAUGCCGCGGCCGCCGCUAACCAGCACCACUAUAAGUCCAAUGAAUUCGGUUCCCCCUACUCCGAACAGACUGCCAAUCCGGCUGGUAUUCACACUGGCCACUAUCCCAGUCGUUCGGGUGCAAAGAACGACCUGCUAGGCGAUGAAGUCAACCCAACCAGUAACCUUCCCGUUGGUACCUCAACGUUCGGAGUCACUUGCUCCAACCUUGGUGGAGGGCUCUCACGUCCCGGACAACAUUAUGCCGGUCCCGAAACAGGGGCUUCAACACGAGAUCUGGGGUUAGGAACUACUGUGAGCAACUUAGAUACCACUGCUGUACAUGUUACCGGUGAUCACGAUGAUGGACUCAGUCAGUCAGGGUAA
Molecule: messenger RNA, 1482 nt
Organism: Opisthorchis viverrini
Lineage: Eukaryota; Metazoa; Platyhelminthes; Trematoda; Opisthorchiida; Opisthorchiidae
Exons: 5
Coding region: 1-1482 (493 amino acids)
Biological process (GO): endocytosis; signal transduction; positive regulation of canonical Wnt signaling pathway
Cellular component (GO): nucleus; plasma membrane; cytoplasm
Molecular function (GO): ATP binding; protein serine/threonine kinase activity
Source: RefSeq, a predicted model, not a curated record